CCCUUUAACACAGCGAACCGGGAGUGGAAAUACGAGAACUGUAGUCUCAUUAACGGCGAUGAAUGCGCUCAACGUCUCUAUAUAUUUGGCUACCGAGCCAUCGAUGACAAGAGCACAGCCCUAAACAUCCCUGAAAUGAAGGAGUAUUGUCAGGAAACACGAGAGGCAGAGAAGUGUGUGAAACAGUGGUCACAGAAGUGUCUCAAACCAUUUGAGAGACAAUGUCUUAAUCUAUUGCUUUCGGGCGCAACACAGAGUAGAAAAUCUCUUUGCACUUUCAAAGGGCAACAGCGUUUUCUACAGAAUCGACAAUGUUUUAUCAAAACUGUCAACACUCAACACGACUGUAUGGAUCAAUUCAAAGAGGAUAUGAACAAAAUACUAGCCAUCGAUAAAAGCGAUCUUAAACUCAAGCUCCGUUUUGCUGAUAAAUGGUUACAAUGUUUCCGAGAGUCGGCCAAAAAGGUUUGCGAUGCGAAUGGUAUGAAAUUCCUGAAAUGGGUGGUCGACCCAUACGUGGCCGACGCCCUGGACAUGGGCUGCAGUAAGGACUGGACGUAUGGGACGGACAUCUGCACGACAUCCCUAUCCCGAGUGCCGAUUCAACCAAACAGCGGACAAAACACUUCCCAUUCAAUACUGUUUCCCUUAUAUAUGUUUUUAUCUGAUUUCGGAAAAUUAGAAAAUACUGAUGAUUUCGAGUCGUUUCGAUUUAGUGCACACGAGUGGAGCACUGAU
Messenger RNA from Oppiella nova, 738 nucleotides. The record is from the annotation of a GenBank genome assembly. Lineage: Eukaryota; Metazoa; Arthropoda; Arachnida; Sarcoptiformes; Oppiidae.